AGUUCUAUAUUUAAAAUAGCUUUGACAAGUUCUAUCAAUGUAGAAACAAUUGCCAAAUAAAAGCUUUCAAUCCGUUAAUCAAAUUUAACAGAGUGAAAAUGAUGAGAAAUCGAUUGAUACUUUUGCUUAUAAUAACAACUCUUGGAUGUCAAACAACGUUGAUAAACCUUGGAAUGAAGAACAAAGGUUUAGUGUCGGAAUUUCUUGACAAUUUACUUAUGAAGAAGAAAGAGUUAAAUGAAUCUUUGGGUGAUUUAUGUGAUGAGAAUCUUUGUGAAUUAGCAGAUGAUGGCAGUCGAAGAGAGCAUGUUGCAUGUAUCAAGAAUAAUAAUUAUGAAUCUUCAUGUCCAGUGGAGACAACAUUUAUAGAUUUUAAACUCGAAGAACGAAAGGUUAUAACAGGUCUUCAUAACGAGAUAAGAAAUUUAAUCGCUUCUGGCCAGAACGAGAGAUUCAAGUCUGCUCAAAGAAUGGCAUUUAUGAAGUGGAGUAAAUCACUCACUUACGUAUCAUCAUUCAAUGUACUCAAAUGUGAAUUCAGUCAUGACAGAUGUCGAAACACAAAACGUUAUAAAUAUUCCGGACAAAAUUUGGGAAUUCGUCAAACAUCAAAUAGAGCUGCUAACCGUACAGAAUUGAUGAAUCAUUUUAGCGAUCUUAUAAGAUUGUGGAUCGAGGAGAACAAAUACUGCAAUCAAUCAUUUAUUGACUUCUUCGAGCCUCAUCCGAAUACUUCAAUACAAAUUGGCCACUUCACGGUUAUGGUUCGCGAUGAGAAUCCAUAUGUCGGUUGUUCAGCUGUCGAGUAUUUUCUAGACAAUGACUGGUUCUAUAUGAUUGCUUGCAAUUAUGCUACAAACAACUUCCAUUCAGAAGGAGUUUACGUACCCGGAAAAAGUUGUUCUGGGUGUCAUACUGGCUGUCACGCCAACUACACUGCAUUGUGUAGUCAAAAUGAAACUUAUCUAUUAUGUGACAUUAAAAUAAGAGUGAUAUAUAAAAGACAAAAGAUGAAGUUCCUUGAAAAGAUUUUUGUGCUACUCGUGACCGGCUGGAUUUACCUCGCUGAUGCUCAAAAUUACUGCGAUUCGAGUUUAUGUAGUGGCAGUUCACAUAUUGCCUGCAGACAUUCCGGGCUCUUCUCAUACACAUGCCCUGCAGAUCGGCACUUGAUUCGUCUGUCAAGAGAUCAAAAGCAAACAAUUCUAAACACUCACAAUUUUCUGAGAUUCAUGCCGGAACACUUACAUGACAUUGGACACUUCACACAAAUGGCUUACGAUCGUGCAACUCAUGUCGGUUGUGCCUUUGCUCGUUACACUGAUAGUUACAAAACUGGACUAUUUGCUUGUAAUUAUGCAUCUGGAAACAUUAAAGGUUACAAAAUUUAUAAAUGUGGAUCGCCAGCUUCAGGAUGUCUCUUUGGAAAGAAUCCUUCAUAUCCUGCUCUUUGUAAUGUUAAUGAGCCGAUCGAUCCAAAUCAGAUUUAUUGAUCAAUAAUUUGAAAGAAAAAGAAGCUUUUAAAACAAAUUAUUGUGACAUUUCGUGUCGUCUGACUGAAACAAAUUGAAUAAGAAUUUUUUUAAAUACUUCGUAACACAAUAAUUGCAUUGCCAUAACUUUCAUCAAUUCUUUUCCCAGAAAUUUUCAUGGCAUUUCACUCAUGAAUAAAUUAAGUUUUUUACUGAAUAUAAGAAUAAAGAAAAAUAUUUUUAAGAACCGGAGAUACAAAAUGAUGAAAUAAAAAUUUAAAAAAGUU
Molecule: messenger RNA, 1759 nt
Organism: Clunio marinus
Lineage: Eukaryota; Metazoa; Arthropoda; Insecta; Diptera; Chironomidae
Source: the annotation of a GenBank genome assembly